Messenger RNA from Lathyrus oleraceus (garden pea), 1681 nucleotides. RefSeq names its product thioredoxin-like fold domain-containing protein MRL7L, chloroplastic. Gene Ontology annotation, biological process: chloroplast organization; regulation of DNA-templated transcription. Gene Ontology annotation, cellular component: chloroplast stroma. The transcript has 6 exons. The coding region runs from base 171 to 1193 and encodes 340 amino acids. The record is from RefSeq and is a predicted model, not a curated record. Lineage: Eukaryota; Viridiplantae; Streptophyta; Magnoliopsida; Fabales; Fabaceae.
AAAAACAAUUAUAUUUAUGUUUCUUAGCUUUUCAAGAAAAUCAAAAUCAGUCAUUUUAGAUAAUUAUUUUCUAAUGUGAUUCACAUAAGAUAAUUGAAAAACCCUCUGUGGUACUAUCUAAAGAGAUAAAAAAACCCUGCGGCGAAGCACUUGUUCAAGAACAGAAAGAAAUGGCACUCACUUUACCCUUAUCAUCUUUCAUUUCACCAAUGAAAGAGAUAAACUUCAACUUCCCAAAUUCAUUUUCUCUUUACAAGGACAAACCCACCAACAAAUUCUUCAAUUUCACCCUUUUCUCAAAACCCUCUUUGCAGGUUGGUUAUUCCAGAAUAACAAGAGUUCAAGCACUCAAAUCGGAUGGUACUAAUUCGAAAAGAAAAGGGCGAGAACCAUAUAGUGACAGUGAUAGUGAUGAUGAUGAAGAUGAUGCGCCGUCUUCCUCGAAAGAAAAUGACCCUUAUGCUAUGAAUCUUGAAGAGAGACAAGAAUGGAGGAGGAAAAUUAGACAGGUUAUGGAUAAGAAACCUGAUAUUCAAGAAGUUGCAGAUACAGAAGAAAAGAAGAAGAAAAUGCAAAAGCUUAUUAAUGAUUACCAACUUGUUGUGGAAGAGGAGGAUCCUAAUUGGCCUCAAGAUGCUGAUGGUUGGGGAUUCAGUCUCGGGCAGUUUUUCGACAAGAUUACUAUCCAAAAUAAAAAGAAGGAAGAUAAUGAUGAUGGUGAUGACAAUGAUGUUGAUGAUGAUAAGGAAAUAGAGUGGCAAGAUGACAAUUACAUUCGUCCUAUCAAAGACAUAAAGGCUGCGGAAUGGGAGGAAACCAUGUUCAAAGACAUUAGUCCUUUGAUUAUUCUUGUGCACAAUCGGUAUCGAAGGCCAAAGGAAAAUGAAAGAAUUCGAGAUGAACUAGAGAAGGCUGUGCAUAUCAUAUGGAACUGCGGAUUACCCUCACCGAGAUGUGUGGCGCUUGAUGCUGUUGUUGAGACUGAACUAGUUGCAGCACUUAAAGUAUCGGCUUUCCCAGAAGUUAUCUUUACUAAAGCAGGGAAGAUUUUAUUCCGUGAUAAAGCAAUUCGCAAUGCAGAUGAGUGGUCAAAAAUCAUGGCCUUCUAUUACUACCGCGGAGCCAAACCACCGUGUUUGACAAACAUUCCAGAUCUCCAAGAAAAUAUUCCUUCUUUUACCAUUGAUAAUUGAGUGUCUUGAAAAAUUGAAGAGCUCAAAGUUUCUACCAAGGCAUAUAUUGCUGAAAAUUUUCCAUUUAACAAUGCCUUUUACAGUCUGGCAUUGUGUAAGAUAUGCAAGGGAAUGAAUGCAUAGCUUCAUUGACUGCAUACUAUAUGGGAUGGAAGUUUUUGGCCUGAUGCAUAAAACUGGAUCAAUUGAUCAAAAUUUGAUCUACUUACACCGCACCCCUGAACUCCUUAGUUAAGAAGACUUUCAAUACAAGGAAAGGGGUCGAGUCAGACUCUGAUAUCACUUUUGAGUUAUGAGGGGUCUGAGGACACCACGUAUAAAGAGUUAAAGACCCGUUAUCUUAUCCAAUGUAGAACUAUGCUCACAUUUGAUAUUCCAACACUAUUUUGAACAGUGUCCCUUCAUUUCAAAUACAUUCUCGUUUUUAUCAGAACUAAUUCAUUCACCAAUCAAUGAAAAAUUUGUCAAAGUUGUUCUUCCCAUCUCAA